Messenger RNA from Odontomachus brunneus, 1899 nucleotides. RefSeq names its product plancitoxin-1 (gene DNaseII). The record is from RefSeq and is a predicted model, not a curated record. The transcript is spliced from 9 exons. Gene Ontology annotation, molecular function: deoxyribonuclease II activity. NCBI's taxonomy places the organism in Eukaryota, Metazoa, Arthropoda, Insecta, Hymenoptera, Formicidae. Bases 576 to 1721 code for a protein of 381 amino acids. Gene Ontology annotation, biological process: apoptotic DNA fragmentation.
CAUCGUAUUAUACUUACUAUUUCAUUAUCCAUUGUUCGAAUAUUUACACUUGCUGAUGUCGCUUGUAGUUGGAAAAUUCGAACUACAAUUUCAUGUCGCUAGCGCCGGCAUGACGUCAUCAUAUCGCAGAAAAUGAGCGAUGAGCGAUGUGCGUGAAAAGGUACCUUUAGAAUCAAUCGAAAAUCUGGAUGCACAAUGCAUCUACAUAUUCAUGCACAUCAUGACUGUCGACUAUUCCGAAAAAGUGACAACGUUGUCUAGAUGCAGCUUUGAUGUUGACAGUUCAUGCUAUGUAAGACUGAUUAUUUCUUUAAAGUAAGAGAAGUGUCACAUGAAAAUGUUUUUGUGAAAGCUAAAAGUGAUUAGAAAUAAUUUUCAAGAUAAAUUAAGGAGAAUUGUGUCCUGAAUUGAAGUACUGAUAUACAUACAUGUAUACAUAUUGAGUUAAAGUGACAGUGGCGAAGUAGGUAAGGUGAACAACCCAAGAAGCAGAGGUCUUAAGUUUGAAUCCCAGCAUGAUUGGCAAUUGAAAUUUGGCGUACACUUGGUCAUUACAAACUUUUUUAAGCUGACUGAUGACAGUGACCAAAAUGUUUUCGUUACUGUACAUGAGCAUUUUAUUGAUUGGAUGCAAUGCAAAUGUCGCAAUCCCUCAAUGCAGAGAUGAAAGGAAUCAACCUGUUGAUUGGUAUGUACUUUAUAAAUUACCGAAAGUGCCUGAAAGCAGUAUUUCUAUAAUUAGAGAUGGAUUAGCUUAUUUGUACAUAACCAAUAACACCGUUGAUAAGGGUUGGCAAUUAUCUUCAAAACAAAUCAGUGCAAAGAAUUCUAUUCCAGGAAAUACAUUAGCACUGUUAUAUAACGACUAUAAAGCAGCAAACAUUUUCUGGGUGUUAUAUAACGACAAUCCGCCUAACAAACCCAUUAAUGGAAAAUAUGGCCACGCGAAAGGCAUCGUAAUGGUGAACCAGUGGUUAGGUUUUUGGCUAAUACAUAGUGUGCCAAAUUAUCCUCCCACACCCAACUGCGGCGAAGAUACAAAACUGGGAAAAAUAUAUGUGGAUUCAACUACGACUCUAGGAAAUAAGUCCGAGUACGAUUAUCCAUCAUCUGGUAAAAAUUAUGGACAAAGUUUCUUAUGUAUCUCCGUGGACUUUGAUCAGUUUGAUCUGAUUGGUAGACAGCUAAUGUACAAUCAAAUAACAGUGUUCAGAAGAAAUGUUCCCGAUGAGUACGACAGAUUAUUUCCAACACUCGCAGAUGCAGCUAGAGAGAAGAAGAUAAAACAUCCACCUUUCUCUAGUAAAAUAAUGUUAAAAUCAUCUGGUUACAUGCAAUUCUGGUCGUUCGCUAAAAGCGAUAAAUGGCAAAAAGAAUUAUAUGAUGAUUUUGUUGCACCGACACUAAAUUCCGAUUUAUUUGCGGAAACGUGGUUGAAUGGCCGGGGUAGACUGCCAUCGGAUUGCAUGGGUGAAAAAGUGUACAACGUUUUAUCCAUCAAUUUGGAUAAAUUUGACAUCGAUUUUAAAAGUAGCCACGAUCACUCUAAGUGGGCAGUAGCUGUCGAAGAUAAAAUUAACCGGACAUGGGUUUGCAUCGGUGACAUUAAUCGUGCGGAUACCCAGUACAUACGAGGUGGUGGAACUGUAUGUUUCAGUAUGCGGAAAGUCUGGGAAAGUUACCGGUAUGCGGUAAAUGACAUAGAACCUUGUCCCAAAUAAUAUAAUACAGUUUUAAUUUAGCGAGCUCGUUUCAAUAACAGCUACAGAAAAUUUAUGAACCUAUAAAGUGACAAUAAUUAUUUUAUUGGAAUUAUUAUACCACUGUCUUGUCCGUAUGUAUAUGUUAUAUGUAUAAUUAUUUAACAUAAGCACGAAAGUUGCGGAUACAAGAUAUUUU